GCGGGGCCAGGAGGGCCCGCUCCAGGUAAACCAGGCUGAAGGGACAGGAAAUUCCACCAUUCCCUGUUGGACUCGGGGAAUGGCGCUUUACGAGACUGGGUGAGGAAGACCCGGCCGUGUAUUCGGGAACACGAAACCUCCCCGGAGCCGCAGUCGCCGCGCGGGGCGGCCUGGGAAAGUCACCAGUCAGCAGCGCAGUGGCGGGAACCGCAGCCCGGCGGCCCUGGAACCUCCCAGGGUUUGUGGACUUUCAGUGCUAUGAUUGUGGACUUAGUGUAGGAGGUGUGGGACUGCUCACAGGGCAUUUUGCAGGGAUCUGUUGGAGAACUGCAACAGUCUGGAUUCUGAGGGUGUUUUCUUCUUACGCUUUUGUUCCAUGGAAAGUUCCAGGUGCUUUCUGAAGAACCUCUUUCCCUUAUGCAAGUCUCACAUUGCUCAGUGAGUCCUGCUCACCUGUGAAUCAGAACAAAGAACCCUGGAUGGUGAAGAGAGAGGAUCAGUAGCAAAGGAUCCAGAGGUCCUUGAGUAUGAACACUGACUCUGCAAAGAGAGGAUUUCAGUGCAUAUUAGCAAGAAUUCCGGUCUUUUUUCCUGUCACAGAAACGCUGAGAAGAACAAUAAGAAGAAUGAAUUCUUCUCUGGUAAAUUCUCCCCAGGGUCUGUUAUCAUUCAGGGAUAUAGCUGUGGACCUCUCACAGGAGGAAUGGGAAUGUCUAGACUGUGUUCAGCGGGAAUUGUACAUGAGUGUGAUGUUGGAAAAUUACAGCAAUCUGAUUUUUGUAGGGACCCAUCGCAUAUGUGGUCAAUAUGAGUUUGUGGAUCAAGGCACAAAGCAUAUUCUCCACAAUUGUGAGAAUAUCCAUGAGAAGUCUUAUGUAUGUAAUAAGCUUGACAACCUGAUUCAUGAAUCCUUUCAAUGUAGACAUUAUGACACAAAUGAUACUGCAGAAAACUGCAACAAGUACAGAUUUGGUCACUAUGGAGAUUCCUCUGUUGAAACAGUAAAUGUAAACAGACAUAAAAGUGGGAACACUGGAGAAGAACCUUGCAAAUGUAAGGGCUGCGUAAACUGUUUAAAUUUGUAUGACAUCUUUACCGAAAAUCAAAGAAGCCACACAGGAAAGAAAGAACACAAAAAUAAAGCUUACGAUAGAUCUUUUGACUCUAAACAUAAAAUGCUGAAACAAACCAAUAGUGGAAAGGAAUCACACCAAAGCAGGAAGUCUGGGAAAUGCUCUAAGUUGGACUCAAGCCUCAGUAGACUUCAGAGAGAUCACACUAGAGAGAAACCCUGUAAAUGUACAAAAUGUAGUAAAUGCUUUCUGCAUUUGUCCCACCUCAAAGUCCAUUACAAGAUCCAUUCUGGAGAAAAACCCUACAAAUCUCUUAAAACUCAUCAGAUAAUUCAUAUAGGAGAGAAACCUUACAAAUGCAGUGAAUGUGACAAAUCCUUUAGCUUUGUCUCAAAACUUGUAAGACAUCAGAGAAUCCAUACAGGGGAGAAACCUUAUAAAUGUAGUGAAUGUGUCAAAUCCUUUACCCAGGAGGGCAGUCUUAGAACUCAUCAGAGAAUUCAUACAGGAGAGAAACUUUACAAAUGUAGUGAUUGUGACAAAUCUUAUAGCACAAAAUGGCAUCUUAUAAAUCAUCAGAGAAUUCACACAGGAGAAAAACCUUAUAAGUGUAGUGAAUGCCACAAAUCUUUUGCCCAGAAAGGUGCUCUUUUAACACAUCAGAGAAUUCAUGCAGGACAGAAACCGUAUCAAUGUAGUGAAUGUGAAAAAUCCUUUAGCUUUGUCUCAAAACUUAUCAGACAUCAGAGAAUCCAUACAGGAGAGAAACCUUAUAAAUGUAGUGAAUGUGACAAAUCCUUUACCCAGAAAGGCAGUCUUAGAACUCAUCAGAGAAUUCAUACAAGAGAGAAACUUUACAAAUGUAGUGAUUGUGACAAAUCUUUUACCACAAAAUGGCAUCUUACAACUCAUCAGAGAAUUCACACAGGAGAGAAACCUUAUAAAUGUAGUGAAUGCCACAAAUCUUUUGCCCAGAAAGGUGCUCUUAUAACACAUCAGAGAAUUCAUGCAGGACUGAAACCUUACCAAUGUAGUGAAUGUGACAAAUCUUUUUUCCACAAAUGCUCUCUUAUAAAACAUGAGCGAAUUCAUACAGGAGAGAAACCUUACAAAUGUAGUGAAUGUGACAAAUCUUUUCCCCAGAAAUCCUAUCUUAGAAAACACCAGGGAAUUCAUACAGGAGAGAAACCUUACAAAUGUAGUGAAUGUGGCAAAUCUUUUGCCCAGAAGUGCUAUCUUAGAAUACAUCAGGGAAUUCAUACAGGAGAGAAACCUUACAAGUGUAGUGAAUGUGACAAAUCGUUUUCCCACAAAUGCUAUCUUAGAAUACAUCAGGGAGUCCAUACAGGAGAGAAACCUUACAAAUGUAGUAAAUGUGACAAAUCCUUUACAUGUUGCUCAAGUCUUAUAUAUCAUCAUAGAAUUCAUACAGGAAAGAAACCCCAUAAAUGCAGUGAAUGUGACAAAUCCUUUACCAAGAAAAACCAUCUUAGAACUCAUCAGAGAAUUCAUACUGGAGAGAAACCUUACAAAUGUAGUGAAUGUGGCAGAUCUUUUGCCCAGAAAUACUAUCUUAGAAUACAUCAGAGAAUUCAUACAGGAGAGAAACCUUACAAAUGUAGUGAAUGUGAGAAAUCCUUUACCAAAAAAGCCUAUGUUAGAAUACAUCAGAGAAUUCAUACAGGAGAGAACCUUAUAAAUGUAGUGAAUGUGACAAAUGUUUUAUCCAGAAAUGCCAUCUUAGAACUCAUCAGAGCAUUCAUACAGAAGAGAAACCUUACAAAUAUAGUGAAUGUGAAACAUCGUUUACUGGUGGCUCAGAUCUUAGAAAACAUCAGAGAAUUCAUACAGGAGAAAAACCCUACAAAUGUAGUGAAUGUGACAAAUCCUUCUCCCAGAAAGGCCAUCUUAUAACUCAUCAGAGAAUUCAUACAGGAGAAAAACCCUAUAAAUGUAGUGAAUGUGAUAAAUCUUUUACCAGGAAAGGCCAUCUUAUAAGGCAUCAGAGAAUCCAUACAAGAGAGAAACUGUAUAAAU
Molecule: messenger RNA, 3110 nt
Organism: Peromyscus californicus insignis
Lineage: Eukaryota; Metazoa; Chordata; Mammalia; Rodentia; Cricetidae
Product: zinc finger protein 420-like
Biological process (GO): negative regulation of transcription by RNA polymerase II
Molecular function (GO): DNA-binding transcription repressor activity, RNA polymerase II-specific
Source: RefSeq, a predicted model, not a curated record